Messenger RNA from Elephantulus edwardii (Cape elephant shrew), 2025 nucleotides. RefSeq names its product protein phosphatase, Mg2+/Mn2+ dependent, 1D (gene PPM1D). Gene Ontology annotation, cellular component: nucleus; cytosol. Gene Ontology annotation, biological process: protein dephosphorylation. Gene Ontology annotation, molecular function: cation binding; mitogen-activated protein kinase binding; protein serine/threonine phosphatase activity. The transcript is spliced from 6 exons. Lineage: Eukaryota; Metazoa; Chordata; Mammalia; Macroscelidea; Macroscelididae. Bases 217 to 2025 code for a protein of 602 amino acids. The record is from RefSeq and is a predicted model, not a curated record.
GCGCAGUUUCUCAGCUUCGCUCGCCCCAGCGCUCCGGCCCAGCUCUCGCGGACAAGUCCCGACAUCGCGCGCCACCCCCCCCCCCUCCGGGACCGCCCCUUCCCCCUCUCGGCGUCGUCGAAGAUAAACAAUAGUUGGCUGGCGAGCGCCGAGUUAGUCUCCCGCCGCAGGAUUCGGCGGGCUGCGUGGGAGCGGCGGGAUCCUGGCCAGCCGGCCAUGGCGGGGCUGUACUCGCUGGGAGUGAGCGUCUUCUCUGACCAGGGCGGGAGGAAGUACAUGGAGGACGUUACCCAGAUCGUUGUGGAGCCCGAGCCGACGGCCGAAGAAAAGCCUUUGCCGCGGCGGUCGCUCUCUCAGCUGUCGCCUCGGCCAUCGUCGCCACCACCGCCGACUCUCCCUGACAGUGGAGUCUCGGGCCCGGCGGUGGCAGCCCGCGAUCCUCCCCCGGAGCCCGGGGCCUCGCCGGCUCCCAGCCGCUGCUGCCGCCGCCGCUCCUCGGUGGCGUUUUUCGCGGUGUGCGACGGGCACGGCGGGCGGGAAGCGGCCCAGUUUGCCCGGGAGCACUUGUGGGGUUUCAUCAAGAAGCAGAAGGGCUUCACCUCGUCCGAGCCUGCGAAGGUUUGCGCUGCCAUUCGCAAAGGCUUCCUCGCUUGUCACCUAGCAAUGUGGAAGAAACUGGCAGAUUGGCCCAAGACCAUGACAGGUCUUCCCAGCACAUCAGGGACAACUGCCAGUGUGGUCAUCAUCCGGGGCAUGAAAAUGUAUGUUGCUCACGUUGGUGACUCUGGGGUGGUUCUUGGAGUUCAGGAUGACCCGAAGGAUGAUUUUGUCAGAGCUGUGGAGGUGACACAGGACCAUAAGCCAGAACUUCCCAAGGAAAGAGAAAGAAUCGAAGGACUUGGUGGGAGUGUUAUGAAUAAGUCUGGAGUAAAUCGUGUAGUUUGGAAACGACCUCGACUCACUCACAACGGACCUGUACGAAGAAGCACAGUUAUUGACCAGAUUCCUUUUCUGGCUGUAGCAAGAGCACUUGGUGAUUUGUGGAGCUAUGAUUUCUUCAGUGGUGAGUUUGUUGUGUCACCUGAACCAGAUACCAGUGUCCACAAUCUUGAUCCCCAGAAGCACAAGUAUAUUAUCUUGGGUAGUGAUGGACUUUGGAAUAUGAUUCCACCUCAAGAUGCCAUCUCAAUGUGUCAAGACCAGGAGGAGAAAAAAUAUUUGAUGGGUGAGCAUGGACAAUCAUGUGCCAAAAUGCUUGUGAAUCGAGCACUAGGCCGCUGGAGACAACGUAUGCUCCGAGCUGAUAAUACUAGUGCCAUAGUAAUCUGCAUCUCUCCUGCAGUAGACCUCCAGGGCAGCUUCACUAAUGAAGAUGAGCUCUAUCUGAACCUGACUGAUAGUCCCUCCUAUAAUAGUCAAGAAUCCUGUGUGAUGACUCCGUCUCCUUGUUCUACACCACCGGUCAAAACACUGGAGGAGGAUCCCUGGCCUAGGCUGAACACUAAGGACCAGAUACCUGUCCUUGUUCGUAGUAAUGCCUUCUCAGAAAAUUAUUUAGAGAACCCACCUGAGGUCACUCGAGGGAGUAUUCAGCCUGUAGUCAUACCCUCAAAAGAUCCAGAGCUACUUGAGGAAAAUUGCACUAAAACCCUGACUUUAAGGAUACAUGAUUCUUUGAAUAAUAGUCUGUCAGUUGGCCUUGUGCCUACUAAUUCAACAAAUACCAUCAUGGAUCAAAAAAACUUAAAGAUAUCAAUUCCUGGUCAAAUGAAAGCUCAAGAAGUUGAAAGAACCCUGCCAGCAAACUUUAAAAGGACAUUGGAAGAAUCCAAUUCGGGCCCUCUUAUGAAGAAAUACAGACGAAAUGGCUUGAGUCGAAGUAAUGGUACUCAGCCUGCAAGCCUCCCCACAACCUCACAGCGAAAGAACUCUGUUAAAUUUACCAUGAGACGCAGACUUAGGGGCCAGAAGAAAAUUGGAAAUCCCUUACUGCAUCAGCACAGGAAAACUGUUUGUGUUUGCUGA